Messenger RNA from Gastrolobium bilobum, 1398 nucleotides. Its product is annotated as mogroside IE synthase-like. The transcript has 2 exons. Lineage: Eukaryota; Viridiplantae; Streptophyta; Magnoliopsida; Fabales; Fabaceae. Bases 1 to 1398 code for a protein of 465 amino acids. The record is from RefSeq and is a predicted model, not a curated record. Gene Ontology annotation, molecular function: UDP-glycosyltransferase activity.
AUGGAGAGGAAAAGCAUAGCCAACAAAGUGCACUGUUUGGUCUUAGCAUAUCCAGCUCAAGGUCACAUUAAUCCCAUGCUUCAGUUCUCAAAGCUUUUACAUCAUGAAGGGGUGAGAGUAACACUGGUCACCACCCUUUUCUACAGCAAGAACUUGCACAAACUGCCAGAUUCCAUUGCACUUGAGACCAUAUCCGAUGGUUUUGACAAUGGUAGGAUUGGAGAAGCAGAAAGCUUAAGGGUCUAUUUGAAACGCUUUUGGCAAGUAGGGCCACACACUCUUGUGGAGCUUCUUGAGAAACUUGCUAGGUCAAACUGCCCUGUUAACUGUCUUAUAUAUGAUGCAUUCAUGCCUUGGGCUCUAGAAGUUGCAAGGAGAUUUGGUAUAAUUGGUGCUGUUUUCCUCACUCAAAAUUUGGCUGUCAAUAGUAUAUACUACCAUUUCCACCUUGGAAAGCUCCAUGCUCCCCUUACUGAGCAAGAGAUUUCUCUUCCUGCACUGCCCCAACUUACACUUAAGGACAUGCCAUCUUUCUUCUUUAACUAUGUAGAAGAUCCAUCUUUUCUUGAACUCUUAGUGGGUCAGUUUUCUAACAUUGACAAAGCUGAUUGGCUCUUGUGCAAUUCCUUUUACGAGCUGGAAAAAGAGGUUGCUGAUUGGUCAAUGAAGAUUUGGUCGAAACUUAGGACCAUAGGACCAUCCAUACCAUCCAUGUUUUUAGACAAGAGAAUUAAAGAUGAUGAAGAUUAUGGUGUUGCACAAUUCAAGAGUGAAGAAUGCAUGGAAUGGUUAGAUGACAAGCCAAAAAGGUCUGUUGUUUAUGUUUCUUUUGGGAGUUUAGCAGUGCUCGAUGAGGAGCAAACAAAAGAACUAGCAUGUGGUUUGAGAGACGGUGGAAAUUACUUCUUGUGGGUGGUUAGAGCCUCGGAAGAGACUAAGCUCCCCGAAGGUUUUGAAAAGAAGUCAGAGAAGGGCUUGGUAGUGACAUGGUGCUCCCAACUAAAAGUUUUAGCACAUGAGGCUGUAGGGUGCUUUGUAACACAUUGUGGUUGGAACUCUACAUUGGAAGCUCUGAGCUUAGGAGUUCCAAUUGUUGCAAUGCCACAAUGGUCAGACCAAGCGACCAAUGCUAAGCAUAUUGUAAAUGUUUGGAAAAUAGGAAUCAGAGCUUCAGUUGAUGAGAAACAAAUUGUGAGAAGAGAAGCAUUGAAACAUUGUAUAAAGGAUAUAAUGGAGAGCGAGGGAGGCAAAGAAGUGAAGAAUCAUGUCAUGCAAUGGAAGGCUUUGGCUGCAGGAGUUUUUGGUAAGGACGGAAGUUCUCAAAAAAACAUUGCAGAAUUUGUGAAUAGCUUGUUUCAUUUAACGAGAAGCAGCCCUGAAUCACAAAUUAAUACUUGA